Oncorhynchus mykiss (rainbow trout) is the source of this 2050-nucleotide messenger RNA. The record is from RefSeq and is a predicted model, not a curated record. NCBI's taxonomy places the organism in Eukaryota, Metazoa, Chordata, Actinopteri, Salmoniformes, Salmonidae.
CUAGCUUCUGGGCCUGAGUAACAGGCAGUUUACUUUGGGAACGCUCUUCAUCCAGAGGUGAAAAUAGUGCCCCCUACCCUAAUGAAGUUAAAGACGAGCUCGCAGCCCGGGAGCUGCCCCUGGACCUCGACUCCUUCAUUUCCUUGACCAGCCAGAUCGAUGAGUGGCUAUGGGAACAUAGGAGGGAGAGGGAGUCUGGUCCCUGUCACUGGUGCUCAUCCUCGAUUUCCACCUUGCCUCCGAAGAAUCCCGGGGAAUCACAGAAGUCCACAUUUCCGAGUGGAUCCGAGUUGUCUUCUCUGGAGGCCAUGCAACUGGGUAGGGCUAGAUUGUCUCCUGCUGAGUGCUCACGCAGACUUAACACCCAGAGGUGUCUGUAUUGUGGAGCUAUGGGACAUUUUUUAUCUACCUGCCCGUUAAGGAACCAAGCUCAUUAAGGAGGUACUGGUACAAGUACGCUGUUUAGCCGUACAGGAAGUUUCCCGUCUUCCAUUUCUCGUACCCCUCUCCAUGCUACCCUGUUGUGGGGUGACCGGUCCAAAUCUCUCCGGGUGCACAUUGAGUUUGGAGCUGACAAGAACUUUAUGGACGCUACCCUGGUGUCAAAGCUGGGAAUCCCCACAAAACCCCUCUCCAUUCCCAUGGAUGUCAGAGCGUUGGAUGGGCGCUUUAUGAGCAAAGUCACCCACACCACGUGUCCCAUUAACCUGAGAGUGUCAGGUAAUCACAGUGAGUUUAUGCAGUUCCUGCCUAUCGAAUCCCCUCAUGCACCCGUGGUUUUGGGGUUUUCCUUGCUCCAGAAGCACAAUCCCCUACUCAACUGGGCUACUGGUUCUAACCUGGGUUUUACCAUGGGCAUUGCCAGAAGUCGGAGCUGCCUGCCCCGUGACGUCUUCCUGUGGGCUUGGGAAAAUCCCCGGAUCUCUCUUCUGUUCCCGCGGAGUACCAGGACCUCCAGGAGGUUUUCAGCAAGGCCCGUGCCAUCUCGCUUCCUCCGCAUCGGCUCUAUGACUGGGCGGCUUUAUUCCCUGUCAGGUCCGGAGACCAAGGCGAUGGAGACGUGUAUUGAGGACUCCCUGGCUGCAGUGGGUAUCUGUCCUUCUGCCUCCCACACCGGUGCAGGGUUCUUCUUUGUGGAGAAGAAGGUCAAAACCCUGCGUCCAUGCAUUGACAACCGGGGCCUGAAUGGCAUCACUGUUAAAAAACGUUACCUGCUUCCACUCAUCGCCUUGGCUUUUGAACCUCUCCAGGGGGCUACCAUCUUCUCCAAGUUGGACAUCCAGAACGCCUACCAUCUGGUACGGAUCCGGGAAGGGGAUGAGUGAAAGACCGUCUUUAACAUGGCUAGUGGGAACUACGAAUACCUGGUGAUGCCGUUCGGACUGACUAACGCUCCUGCUGUGUUCCAGGCCCUGGUAAAUUACGUUCUCCGGGACAUGUUGAACUGAUUCGUAUUUGUAUACUUUGAUGAUAUCCUUGUGUUUUCCCACUCGGCUCAGGAACAUGUCCUCAUUGUCAGACAAUUCCUCCAGCGUCUUCUGGAGAACCAGCUGUUUGUUAACGUCUUGGUUACAUGGGGGCAGUAUUGAGUAGCUUGGAUGAAUAAGGUGCCCAGAGUAGACUGCCUGCUGCUCUGUCCCAGAUGCUAAUAUAUGCGUAUCAUUAGUAGUAUUGGAUAGAAAACACUGAAGAUUCUAAAACUGAUGUCUGUGAGUAUAACAGAACUCAUAUGGCAGGUGAAAACCUGAGAGAAAUCCAACCAGGAAGUGGGAAAUCUGAGGCUUGUAGUUUUUUUAAACUCAGACCCUAUUGUAGAUACAGUGGUUAUGUUGCACUUCCUAAGGCUUCCACUAGAUGUCAACCGUCUUUAGAAACUUGUUUGAGGAUUCUACUAUAAAGGAGGGGCUCAUAACAGCUGUUUGAGUCAGUGGUCUUGCAGAGUGCCUUGGGCUCAUGACACGCGGUCACGAGAGAGUUAGCUCUCGUUCCAUUGCUUUUCUACAGACAAUGGAAUUCUUCGGUUGGAACAUCAUUGAAGAUUUAUGUUAAA